Molecule: messenger RNA, 357 nt
Organism: Closterium sp. Yama58-4
Lineage: Eukaryota; Viridiplantae; Streptophyta; Zygnematophyceae; Desmidiales; Closteriaceae
Source: the annotation of a GenBank genome assembly
AUGAGCAUGAGCAUGAGCAUGAGCAUGAGCAUGAGCAUGAGCAUGAGCAUGAGCAUGAGCAUGAGCUUAAGCAUGAGCAUGAGCAUGAGCAUGAGCAUGAGCAUGAGCAUGAGCAUGAGCAUGAGCAUGAGCAUGAGCAUGAGCAUGAGCAUGAGCAUGAGCAUGAGCAUGAGCAUGAGCAUGAGCAUUAGCAUUAGCAUUGGCAUGAGCAUGAGCAUGAGCAUUAGCAUGAGCAUGAGCAUGAGCAUGAGCAUGAGCAUGAGCAUGAGCAUGAACUUAAGCAUGAGCAUGAGCAUGAGCAUGAGCAUGAGCAUGAGCAUGAGCAUGAGCAUGAGCAUUAGCAAUAUGGAGAAAUGA